This is a messenger RNA of Orussus abietinus, 2202 nucleotides long. Its product is annotated as fork head domain transcription factor slp1. The coding region runs from base 268 to 1497 and encodes 409 amino acids. Gene Ontology annotation, molecular function: DNA-binding transcription factor activity; sequence-specific double-stranded DNA binding. The record is from RefSeq and is a predicted model, not a curated record. Gene Ontology annotation, biological process: regulation of transcription by RNA polymerase II. The transcript has a single exon. Gene Ontology annotation, cellular component: nucleus. NCBI's taxonomy places the organism in Eukaryota, Metazoa, Arthropoda, Insecta, Hymenoptera, Orussidae.
CGUACCCGGCUGGAUUCUGCCGUAGCGGCCGCACAGAGAGGAGGGUUGUAAGGCCAACGGUUCUACGUACAGGGUUGAGACAAAGUAUCGGAGUGCAAAAAAAAUCGAUCAAGACCAGUGUGGACUUCCGAGAAGUGAGUUAAACGGUAGUCAUCAAGGUGUAGAGGAAAGAGAUUAGAGCACCGGUCGCGAUCGCGAGUGGGUCCCGUUCUCCAGACUCCGGCGUGUCGAGGUGUUCUCGAGGGUGGCAUAGGCCCGUCCCGAAGCAUGGUGAACAUGGAAGGGUCCAACGAGCAGCACACAGUGACAGCCUCGCCCCCGCCGCCCCGUGCCGCUCUGAAGAGCAACUUCAGCAUCCGCAGCAUCCUUCCCGAGGCCUGUGCGGGUACCCCAGCUCCCUCGGUGAACCAGUCCAUGAGUCCGGAUGGCGGACACGGGGACGACAGUGAUGAGUCCAGCGACUUGGACGUAACCGGAGAUGGUGCCGACACCCCUCCCCUGGACUGCUCCAGGAACGCGUCCUCCAGCCCGGUGCAGAGGGACUCCAGGGAGCAGCAGAGCGAGGAGAAGAAGAAGUCCGAGAAGCCGCCCUACAGCUACAACGCCCUGAUCAUGAUGGCCAUUCGGCAGAGCCCCGAGAAGCGGCUCACCCUGAACGGGAUCUAUGAGUACAUCAUGAGGCACUUCCCCUACUACGAGAACAACAAGCAGGGCUGGCAGAACUCGAUCAGGCACAACCUCUCAUUGAACAAGUGCUUCGUGAAGGUGCCGCGCCACUACGACGACCCGGGAAAAGGCAACUACUGGAUGCUGGACCCCAGCUCCGAGGACGUCUUCAUCGGCGGGACCACGGGGAAACUCAGGAGGAGAACCACCGCAGCUUCCAGGUCCAGACUGGCGGCCUUCAAGAGGAGCGUGGUUCUCGGCGGGCUGUAUCCGACUCCGUACCCUCCUCCAGGGUGGCCGGCGUCGUUGUACACGUUCCCUUAUCUGCAGCGAGCUGGGUAUCCCCCGACUACGAGUCCUUAUCCGACUCCUGCGGGAUACCCGGCCAGUCUGCUCCCAGGUGCCGGGACCGCUACCGCGAGUCUACCCUGCAAGCCUCAGCCUUUACCGGCGUCCGUGGCACCUCCGGCUCAUGGAGCCUUCUCCAUGGAAAGACUACUGCAGGCUCCACCAGGGUAUCCUUCGGGAAUCACCGCUCCGGGGAUCCCGGCUCCCGGGAACCCCUACGACUUUUACACCACGCUCAGGUCCCUGGCGGCGCAUCAGCACCAGGGUCUCUUCAACCAGCAGCCGAGAUACCACCUGAACCAGGCGCCCAUCCUCAGCCAGCCACCGUCCAGCACGACGUCCCCGGGGAGCAGUCCGGAGCCCAUGUCUCCACACUCUCCCCCAACGUCGAUCUGCAAUCCCGUCCAGCAGAGACCCCUUCCGCACAGCCCACCGCAGCUGCUGCUGAAACCCAUCACCGUCCUCACCGGGAGACACAGCUGAAGCGACGACUCUCCGUCCUGGAUAACCGGGUCUGGAUCUUCCUAGGUACCGGCUCUGGAUCCUAAGACGCGACCACUGGAUGUAUCGCCUGGUGCUCGAUCAACCCAGGAACUCGUGAUUUGCAAUUGGUUUCUCGAUGGUUCCAACUUGAGAGCAUCCGUGCCAACUUGGGCCAUGGCUUCGAUGGUACGAUCUCUCGACGAGGGUCUGGACCUAACCUUGGGCCGUUGGGGUCCUGUCGAUGGACGCUCAUCUUAGGUAGAUAGUAGAUACGAUAAUAUAUACAUAUAUCUAUACAUAACAUGUAUAUGAAUUAAUGUAUAGCACGUAGGACGAUGCGUUAUGGUGUAGCCGACUGUGGAACCCUGUCGCAAGGGGUGUAAAACCUGCGAUGACGACUCUACCAAAUAUUCGGGGGCUUUUGAGCCUCUGGAAUGAUAUAUUGUGUAUAUAGGCGUAGGAUUUUAAGUAAGUGAUCUCUGACGGCGGGACUAGGUGAAUUCUUGUAGAUAGAUUUGAGACUCGGGAUGAACCAUGAGAGCUUUACGGUGUCCCCGUCGGGUCGAGGUUCGAGGUUCGAUCGUUAUUCUGCUUGUCCUUUGUAAAUACUCGAUCGGGACCUCUAACGACAAUGUUAUCGAUAUGAAUCGAAGGAACUUUGGCGACCUCGGCGAGGAUGUGUAUGUCAGUAGAAAUAAAUGUUCA